Messenger RNA from Sebastes umbrosus (honeycomb rockfish), 5023 nucleotides. RefSeq names its product BR serine/threonine kinase 1b (gene brsk1b). Gene Ontology annotation, molecular function: tau-protein kinase activity; protein serine/threonine kinase activity; ATP binding. Gene Ontology annotation, biological process: microtubule cytoskeleton organization; intracellular signal transduction; protein phosphorylation. Bases 1320 to 3920 code for a protein of 866 amino acids. The transcript has 20 exons. Gene Ontology annotation, cellular component: cytoplasm. The record is from RefSeq and is a predicted model, not a curated record. Lineage: Eukaryota; Metazoa; Chordata; Actinopteri; Perciformes; Sebastidae.
CUGACCGAUGAAGAGAAGGAAGCUAUAGAGAGAGAGAGGAGGAGGAGGAGGAGGAGUGAGAGAAAGAGAACCGGGGGUAUUACGGAUAGGCAGAGUGGAAGAAGAGGCCAUCCCGUGAAUGGACACUCGAGUAACUUCUGACAACCCUGAAACAUUACAAUAUCCUGCAAGAAUUGUUUUCCUCCAUUUGCGCAGGAACAAGCCAAGAAGCGCCGGCUGGAAGGAGGAAGAUGAUGCGGUGAUAUCAUGAGCAUAGCCGGCCAGGGAGAGAGAAAGAGAGACAGAGAGGAAGAGAGGGAGGAAGAGGGAGGAGAGUCGGCUACCUACCACCAGGCCAGCUGAGGAUGCUGCUUGUUGUUUCUAGAAACAGGAUUCAUCACUUGGCCGAGCGCUGAUCGUCCUCCUCCGGACGCGUCGAGGCGCACCUCAGUCCGCAGCAGCAGCAGCUGUUUCUCCUGCCUGUCUGCCUGUCUGUCUGUCUGUCUGGCCUAUUUUGAUGCUCCUCUUCCUCUAUUUCCUGAUGCAGGGCCGGGGAGGGGUGAGCCAAAGUGUGCACCGGAUAUUGGAAAACCCAUUCUUCUUGCUGAUGCUGUUGUGAUAAUAGAUUAUUAUCUUGGACCCAACGCUCCGCAUCCCACUGACUAACCAAAAACGAGGCCCAUGCAGGCUUGAGGAGGAAGGAAAGAAGAAAGCAAAAGGAGGAAUGUAUAUGUAUGUGCUUUGGAGAACAUUUUUAUUUUUGGACGGUAGCAGCAGCGAGGAAGGGGGUCCCUGAUAUCGAUCAGAGAAAUGGAUUCAAUCAGGGUUAUUCUGACUUGGGAUAUUUGAGACUCUGUGUCCAGGUUCUUGAAUGAGAUCUUUCUUUUCUGCUCCACUUUUUCUGCUCCAGCUGCAUAAGCUAUAUAUACAGGAUCAAUCAGCUUUAAAACUACUGUUAUUUAUAUAGCAGGUUUUUAAUUGGGAUUACAUCUCCCAUCACUGGCAAACCUCGUCUUCUUUCUGAUCUUUUUUCUACUCUGAAUGAUGCUGCUGUGAAAGAGACACUGUGGGAAAUACUUUAUUCUAAGGCCUUUUACAGAGUGGAAACUGGGCCGGUUCUCACUCUCCAGCACGGACCUAUAGCCGCAUGACAAACAAGUGCAUGGGAGUAGCCUGCAGGGCCCGGCUUUAGAUCACGACCAGUCAGUCCUCUCCUCUCCUCUCCUCUCCAUACAGCCGCCUGGGAUGUGCGUUACAGCAUUACGCACGGAGCAGGAGCGACCGCUAUCUUGAUCUUGCCUUAUUUCAGGAAUAGAAAAUUUCACCCCCUCGGGAGAAAGAUGAGCAGCAAGGAGCUGACGGUGGGCCAGUCCAGCCAGUAUGUGGGGCCUUACCGGCUGGAGAAGACCCUCGGGAAGGGACAGACAGGACUGGUGAAGUUGGGCGUCCACUGUAUAACAGGACAGAAGGUGGCCAUAAAGAUUGUCAACAGAGAGAAACUCUCCGAAUCGGUUCUAAUGAAGGUGGAGAGAGAAAUAGCUAUUCUUAAACUAAUAGAGCACCCUCACGUUCUGAAGCUGCAUGAUGUCUAUGAGAAUAACAAAUACCUGUAUCUGGUUUUGGAGCAUGUGUCCGGCGGAGAGUUAUUUGACUACCUGGUGAAGAAGGGCAGGCUGACCCCCAAAGAGGCCAGGAAGUUCUUCAGACAAAUCAUCUCCGCCCUUGACUUCUGCCACAGUCACUCCAUAUGUCACAGAGACCUGAAGCCAGAAAAUCUUCUCCUGGAUGAGAAGAACAACAUCAGGAUAGCAGACUUCGGCAUGGCCUCGCUACAAGUCGGGGACAGCCUGUUGGAAACUAGUUGUGGAUCCCCACAUUAUGCUUGCCCAGAGGUCAUAAGGGGGGAGAAGUACGAUGGUCGCAGAGCAGAUGUUUGGAGUUGUGGAGUCAUCCUCUUUGCUCUUCUUGUGGGGGCCUUGCCCUUUGACCACGACAACCUGCGGCAGCUUUUAGAGAAAGUGAAGAGCGGGGUAUUCCACAUGCCCCACUUUAUACCUCCCGACUGUCAAGCUUUGCUCAAAGGAAUGAUAGAAGUCAACCCUGACAAGAGACUCACGCUAGAAGCAAUACAGAAACACCCCUGGUACCAGGGUGGUCGUAAUGAGCCUUGCCCAGAGCAACCGCCGCCUCGCCGGGUGUGUGUGAAGAGGAUCCUGUCCUUAACAGACCUUGACCCUGAUGUCCUGGAAAGCAUGUACUCCUUAGGGUGCUUCAGAGACCGGGUCAAACUCACACAGGACCUUACAAGUGAGGAGGAGAACCAGGAGAAGAUGAUCUACUACCUCCUGUUGGACAGGAAGGAGCGAUACCCCAGCUGUGAAGAUGAGGAUCUGCCACCCAGAAAUGACCUAGACCUCCAAGACCCACCAAGGAAGCGUGUGGACUCCCCAAUGUUGACGCGCCAUGGCCGCUGUCGUCCAGAGAGGAAGAGCCUGGAGGUCCUCAGUGUCACAGAUCAGGGGUCUCCCACCCCACCGCGCAGGGCCCUGGAUACUAAUGCACACAGCCAGAGGUCUCGUUCAGUCAGUGGCGCGUCCACAGGUCUGUCCUCCAGUCCUCUCAGCAGCCCCAGGAGCCCGGUCUUCACUUUCAGCCAAUCAGAAGUCACCUCCUCCAAAGACCCCAAACCAGGAAGUGCCACCAACUCUCGCCCUACCCGCCCGCCACCCGACCCAAAAACACAGACCCUGCCCUCAAAGGGCCCCACUGAACGGCACCAACUCAACUCCAUGAAGUCCCUCCCUCUCCAGACUCCGCGCUCCCCUUCCCCCUCCCCCUCUCCACUCCUCUCCCCCAUCCCACGCUUCUUCAACUUCCCCUCUCCAUCCGUCUUCAAGUCCAAGAACGCCCACUCAUCCUCUAACUCCUCCUCCACCCCUCCUCCUGUGUCGCAGGUCACGCCGCAGGGCUCGCCGCUGCCCACCCCGCUGGGCACGCCCGUGCACCAAAUCCAACACCCUUCCUCCACCACCCCUCCCUCCUCUUCCUCCUCGUCCUCUUCUUCCAGAGCGGACGGAGGUGGCGGGGCCUCGCUGUCGCUGACGCCGCCCUCCAGCCCGGGCGGCAGCGGCGGUCUGGCCGCCUCGAGCUCCGCCCACUGGAGAACAAGGCUCAACUCGUUCAAAAACAACCUCCUGGGCUCCCCACGCUUCCAUCGGCGCAAACUGCAAGUCCCUACAUCUGAGGACAUGUCCAGUUUGACUCCAGAGUCCAGUCCAGAACUGGCUAAGAAGUCCUGGUUCGGUAACUUCAUCAGCCUGGAGAAAGAGGAGCAGAUCUUUGUUAUGAUCCGAGACAAGCCGCUCAGCUCCAUCAAGGCUGACAUCGUCCAUGCCUUUCUCUCAAUCCCGUCCCUCAGCCACAGUGUGGUGUCUCAGAACAGUUUCCGGGCAGAGUACAAGUCCUCCGGCGGCCCCUCUGUCUUCCAGAAACCUGUCAAGUUCCAAGUGGACAUUGCUUUCUCCGAGGGAGAGAGGGAGCGAGAGAGGGAACGAGCAGCGAGCGAAGGAAGACGAGAGAUGGGCAUCUACAGCGUCACCUUCACUCUAAUAACGGGUCCCAGUCGUAGAUUCAAGAGAGUGGUGGAAACGAUUCAGGCUCAGCUCCUGAGUACUCAUGAUCAGCCUUCUGUGCAGGCACUGGCUGGCCCCUCAGAUGAGAAGAACGGGCAGCUCUCCCGCCAGCCCAGCACCCCUUCGCGUCAGAACUCCCGGCGUUCCGAAAGCGGAUCGGAGCGGGACCGGGGAGAGAAGGAGCAGCGCGCGGCAGACGGGGGGAGCGGAAGCGGGACCGGCAGCGGGACCUCCUUGCAAAGGCGAGGGUCGGGGAAAGACAAGACCAGACUCCUCUCAUCGUCCAACGGGACGCAGUCUCAUCCCUGAAAAGAAUGUUGCGGAAGAGAGGCGAGGGUCAUCUGCCUGGCCUUUUUCUCUUCCUUCCCUCAAUCCUUCCCACAUUCUUUCCUUUCCUAUUUCCUUACUUCCUGCCUUGCUUCCUACCAUUAUUCCAAAGCAAUGGGAUGGAGGAGGGGGGAAGUUUUUCCUUGAAGCUGAUCUAGGGAUAUGACAGAGAAUUCCCCACAAAUGGCUGAUUUUGGCAGAAAUGUAUACUUGUGGGGGUGGCGGAGGCAAGUUCAGCUGAUCUCUAUUCAGCCGUCAAGGGCAUCUUCACCCCGGAGGGACGAGCCCGAAGACAGGAUGUCCAAAAAGUCCCACCUUACCAGAGAAAUACAGGAAAAGCUCAGAGCCAGGGAAACACGUUGUUCACCCGUUACGACAAAUCAAGAAAGCACAUGACCUUCCCACCGACCAAUCACAUGCAACACAUGGUUCAAAUCCAACAGGAAACCUCCAUCAGUCAGUCGAAAUGGCACAGGAAGAUAUUCGCCGAUGACGGAGCCCCUUGAGUCAUUCUCUUUUAUCAUUUUCUGACCAGCCAACUGUCACCUGGAUCAUCAAGUCUCCUCAACACCACCUGACCGAAUCAAACAUGAAGACGUGUUCUCAAGCAAAGCAACAAAACGAGGAUGUCUUAUGAGAAGGAAUUACAGGAAGAGUCUUGAUUUAGACUUGAUUGUUAAAGUGGAUUUUUAUCUAUUAGAUAAUUAGCUAACUUAAAGGGAUAGUUCGGAUUUUUUGAAGUGGGGUUGUAUGAGGUACUUAUCCAUAGUCAGUGUAUUACCUACAGUAGAUGGCGGUUGGUACACCUCCAGUUUGGAGAAGCAGACAGGAGUUACCACACAUAAGCAAAGCAAUAUACUGCUGUGGACAGGGGCAGCAGAAAAACGUAUUUGAGACACCUAAAAAAAAAUCAAUAUCAGUUUAAGUGUACACUAUAUUUAGGAUUCUUUUGCCGGUUUACUUUUCCGUGAGACAGCUAUAGAGUCUAUGUUUCCAACAGGGAACUGAAACUGUUAUCUAUGCUCUUGUCAAAGCCACCAGACUCCAGUGAAAAAAACCUGUAAUUUUACCUUGCAGAACACGGG